AAGACAUCUUAGCAGCCUGUGGUCCACGCUCCUCAUUUUCAGUUCAGGUGAGGUCUUCACGCACAUGAGCUGGGUCAUUUUGAACUUUUAUGCAAGUCACAAGAAUCUGCAUUUCUUGGGUGACUUUGAUGUUCAAGGCAGCCCUUGCUCUCAGCCUGGUUGGCAAAUCCUCUGAAUUCAGAAUCCAGCUGUGUUUUGUUCCUGCGUCGGCCAGUCAUAUCAACAUGCCCUCCUUCCUGUUGCUGGAAGCCAUCUGCAUUGUCCUAUUUGCUGGAGUGCCUCCAUCCCUCCCUCUUCAGGAAGUCCACGUGAGCAAGGAGAUUAUUGGGAAGAUUUCAGUCGCCAGCAAAAUGAUGUGGUGCUCGGCUGCAGUGGAUGUCCUGUUUCUGAUGGAUGGCUCUCAUAGUGUCGGGAAAGGGAGCUUUGAAAGGUCCAAGCACUUCGCCAUCACGGUCUGUGAUGCUCUGGACAUCAACCCUAGGAAGGUCAGGGUGGGAGCCGUCCAGUUCAGUUCCACCCCUCGUCUGGAAUUCCCCUUGGAUGCGUUUUCAACCCAACAGGGAGUGAAGGCAAAAAUCAAGAGGAUGGUUUUCAAAGGGAGAGAGGGCUGUGGCCCGGCUUCCAGAAGCCCAGGGGUGCACGACGGAGGAGGGCGCACAGAGACAAGCCUUGCUCUGAAAUACCUUCUGCGCAAAGGAUUCCCGGGGGGCAGAAAUGCCUCUGUGCCCCAGGUCCUCAUCAUCAUCACCGACGGGAGGUCCCAAGGGCAUGUGGCCCUGCCCGCCAAACAGCUCAAGCAGAGGGGUGUCACGGUGUUCUCCGUGGGCAUCCACUUCCCGAGGUGGGAGGAGCUGCACUUGCUGGCCAGCGAGCCAAGGGAGCAGCACGUGCUGAUGGCCGAGCAGGUGGAUGACGCCGCCAACGGCCUCUUCAGCACCCUCAGCAGCUCCGCCAUCUGCACCACCACCUCUCCAGACUGCAAGGUCCAGCCUCACCCCUGUGAGCGCAAGACGCUGGAGACAAUCAGGGAGCUUGCUGGCCUCGCCCCGUGCUGGAGAGGAUCUCGGGGCACUGAUGCUGUGCUGGCUGCCCUCUGUCCCUUCUCCAGCUGGAAGAGAGUGUUCUUCACCCACCCCACCACCUGCUACAGGACCACCUGCCCAGGCCCCUGUGACUCACAGCCCUGCCAGAAUGGAGGCACGUGUGUUCUAGAAGGACCGGACAGGUACCACUGCCUCUGCCCGCCAGCCUUUGGAGGGGAAGCCAACUGCGCUCUGAAUCUGAGCCUGGAGUGCAGAGUGGACGUCCUGUUCCUGCUGGCCGGCUCAGCAGACGCCACCCUGGAGGGCUUCCAGCGGGCCAAGGCCUUCGUGAAGCGGUUUGUGCGGGCGGCGCUGACCGGAGACUCCCAGGCGCGCGUGGGUGUGGCCCUCUACAGCGCGGAGCUGACCGUGGCUGUGCCAGUGGGCGAGUAUCAGGAUGUGCCAGACCUGGUCCGGAGCCUCGACGGCCUGCCCUUCGAUGGUGGUGCCACCCUGACGGGCCGGGCCCUACGGCAGGUGGCAGAGCGCGGCUUCGGGAGUGCCCCCAGGACAGGCCUGGACCGGCCUCGCCAGGCGGUGGUCCUGAUGACUGAGGCGCGCUCCCAGGAUGAGGUGGCCGGCCCGGCGGGCUUCGCGAGGGCCCGGGAGCUGCUCCUGCUGGGUGUGGGCAGCGAGGACGUGCGGGUGGAACUGGAGAUGAUCACUGGCGACCCGGAGCGCGUGCUGACCUACACUAGCCCGCAGGACCUAUUCGACCAAAUCCCAAAACUUCAGGGCAAGCUGUGCAGCCGGCCACACCCAGGCUGCCAGGCCCAGCCGCUGGACCUGGUCUUCAUGCUGGAUGCCUCGGUCUCAGUGGGGCCCGAGAACUUUGCCCGGAUGCAGAGCUUCGUGAGAAGCUGUGCCCUCCGGUUUGACGUGAACCCCGACGUGACGCAGAUCGGCCUGGUGGUGUACGGCGGCCGCGUCCAGACAGCCUUCGGGCUGGACACCCACCUCAGCCGUGCUGCAGUGCUGCGGGCCCUGAGCCAGGCCCCCUACCUGGGAGGGGUGGGCUCGGCAGGCACGGCCUUGCUGCACAUCUAUGACAAGGUGAUGACGGUCCAGGGCGGCACCCGGCCUGGCAUCCCCAAGGCGGUGGUGGUGGUCACGGGUGGGAGCGGGGUGGAGGACGCGGCUGUCCCAGCCCAGAAGCUGAGGGACAACGGCGUCUCGGUCUUGGUGGUGGGUGUGGGGCCCGUCCUGAGGGAGGCACUGCGGAGGCUCGCGGGGCCCCGCGACGCCCUGAUCCACGCAGCAGCCUAUGCAGACCUGAGCCACCACCAGGACACACUCAUCGAGUGGAUAUGCAGAGAAGCCAAGCGGCCAGUUAACCUCUGCAAACCCAGCCCAUGCAUGAACGAGGGCACCUGUGUCCUGCGCAAUGGGAGCUACCACUGCGAGUGCCAGGGUGGCUGGGAGGGCCCCCACUGCGAGAACCGGGCCUUCAGAGGAGAUGCCCUCAAGGCACGUGGCUCCAGCCGAGAGCCUGCAGGAGGGCAGCCACUGCGCCCCUCCCGGCUGGGCCUACAGAGAAGGCCUGGGUCCCCUGGGCGCUGAAAGGGAGCCUACCCUCAGCACAGCACCCUGUCUGUGGUCUCUGCCUCCAGCCCUGUCUGAACCCUCCUGCCCACUGUCCUGCCCCAGGGAGAAAAGAGGGCUCAGCUGCAGACAGAGCUGCCCAGGGACAUGGUAGCAGCUGGUUGCCCCCCUCACGACCACACUGAGAACUCUUCACAUGUUUUGCUGACCUAAUUGUGCACUGAGGAGUUGGUGCCGUCUGCUGUGUGUCCCCCGAGGAGCAGCAGAGGAACCUGGAGACUUCUGAUGGGCUGUUUGAAGCUCACGGUACCCACGAUUAUGGCUAAACAGGACAUUGCUGGGACAGUUAUGCCUGAGAAGGCAGUGAUGACAGAACCCUGACUCGAUGGUGGCAUUUCAAGAUGGACGAAGCAUGGGCUUUUCAACACAGCUUUCCCCGAAGAUGCUCCAGAUGGAUUCGUUCUUUAGUUUGAAGAGGGGCUUGAGUGGCAUUUGUGACUUGUUCUGGUGACGGGAUCCCUGUGUGGGACUUGGAAAGGCCUCAGACAGGAAGGAGACUGACCAGCUCUUUACCUGAGGGGAGGAGGGGCUGAGUGUGCAGACAGCCCUGGACUCGAGGGGCCACCUAAGCUGACCAGCACUCCCUUCGAGAGGCUUCUUAGUGUUUACUUAGGAGGGUUCAUUGUGGGGUGUUUCUUGAGUGCCUGUCUUACUCUCCCUUUGGGGGUCAAAAAGGAGCAGAAUUCUUAAAACUCAGUCCAUGUAGAACAAAGAGAUUUGAAGGGGUUGGCUUUUUUAGAUAGAGAUCUUAUGCUGCCUUGGUUUUAGUUUUGUUUUUCAUACCUGGUUUUAAAAGGAAUAUUUCAAGAAGUGACGUUGAUUCUGUUUAUUUAACAGGAGCAUUUGUCCCUAAAUGGCAAAAAGGCUUAGAUAGCAUAUUCUCUGGCGAAUAUUUGCUUAUCCCACAGUCCUUAACAAAUCAAUUCUCGGCCCAGGUGGUCGAGUUGGGAGUUGGUUUUCAGUAGAAGCCUUUGCAGAACUCUGAUUUAAACCCAGACACUUUAUCAUAGUUUUUAUUUUUAAUGUAAAUACCUUUAAUGUGAUGUUUUAUGGGCAAACAUUCACGGCUACUUUGAUUUAAAUACUGCUUAGCUUUAAGAACUUCAGGAUUUCUGGUGCAAAGAAAAGUACUUGGAAGGUCAUCACCGUGGUUUUAUUAGAUGUUAAAAACAAGUCCAGUGUGCCAAGCACUGUGCAUGACAGUCAUUUCCAUUCCAGUCGUCGCCUUCUGCCAAGGCAAAAGCAAUAUCAGAGCAGAGUCACGUGCCCACCCGGUAGGUGCCGAUAGCAGAUGUUAGAGAAUUCCAUUGUCUUUACAUUAACAGCAGUUUAAUCAUUUCAUAAUGUAGGCUCUUUGUCUGGCUCAGGGUUGAUAUUUGGAUGUCCCAUUUGAACUGGACUUAAAAACCGCACAAAACUGGGCCCUGGGGCUAGCCUACAUAUUAAAGACCUUACUGUUGCUAUUUUUAGGUUUCAGCCCUUGGGGGAAAAAUUUUUUUAACCUUUUCUAGGUGGGCAGCUGUCUAUGGGGUCGCACAGAGUCGGACACGACUGAAGCGACUUAGCAGCAGCAGCGAAGGUACCACUGAAGUGUUUAACCCUUUCUUGGUUCUAGUAGUGGAAGAGGGAAUUCCUGACAAGAUAACCUUAAGUGAUCAUUUCCCAGCUAACCCUUUUUCUUUCUUUUUAAAGAAACUGGCUUUUGUUUUAAUUACAUAAUAAACAAAUAUGUUCUCCUUGUAAAAAACAUUGCUGAUCAUAAAUCUUUUUCUUCUCCAAAUGAUCCUUAUUCCAGCCAGCUGCUCUAGUUUGAAUAGUUGAUUGAGUCUCUUGCUUUUCUAGAAAGAUAGCAUUUACAAGUAAUGACAGACAGUUUUGUCUCUCCUUUUGAAAUUUUAUACUACUUUUUCUUGUCAUUUUGCAUUGUCUAGGACCUCUAGAAUGAUGUUUUAACAGGUAGUGG
This is a messenger RNA of Bubalus bubalis (water buffalo), 4647 nucleotides long. It is a transcript of the gene VWA2, whose product is annotated as von Willebrand factor A domain containing 2. The transcript has 16 exons. Gene Ontology annotation, cellular component: basement membrane. Lineage: Eukaryota; Metazoa; Chordata; Mammalia; Artiodactyla; Bovidae. Gene Ontology annotation, molecular function: calcium ion binding. Gene Ontology annotation, biological process: calcium-independent cell-matrix adhesion. Bases 90 to 2642 code for a protein of 850 amino acids. The record is from RefSeq and is a predicted model, not a curated record.